AAUCAAACGACAUCAAAACCGCGCAACAGUCGGGUGUGAGUGAAAAUAAUUCAAAAUUAAAAACCGAUUAGCUUUCUAUCGUGAAGAGUGAAAACUACGAUUUAAAAAAAAACAACAAUGGGUGAAUUGGGCAACAAGAUUGGACUGGAUGAACUCUCCGGAGGCGCGAAGGGUAUUAGCAAAGCCUUGCUCGCUGAAUUUAUUGGUAAUUUGCUCCUGAAUUUGUUCGGAUGCGGGGCGUGCAUCAACAUCUCACAAGGUCUGGACGCAGCGCCUGACAUCGUACUGAUAGCGCUCGCUUUCGGUCUAUCUGUCUUCGCCAUUGUUUCGGCUAUAGGACAUGUAUCAGGAGGUCACGUAAAUCCAGCUGUUACUGCUGGUAUGGCUGCCACUGGAAAAAUUAAACCUGUCCGUGGAAUCCUGUACGUUAUAGCUCAAUGCGCGGGCGCCGCCGCCGGUUCUGGACUUCUUAAGGCAUUCACCCCGGACGACGUUGCUGGCAAACUCGGUGUUACGGGCCUCGGGAAGAAUGUGACGCAACUACAAGGAUUUGGAAUUGAGUUCUUCCUCGGAUUUGUCCUCGUGUUUGUCGUUUGUGGAGUUUGCGACCCGAACAAACCUGACAGCAAAGCUGCCGCCCCUCUCGCCAUCGGCCUGACGGUAACACUGGGACACUUGCUGGCGGUGGAUUACACUGGCUCCGCGAUGAACCCGGCUCGCUCCUUCGGCUCCGCACUGGUGGCUAGCGAAUGGGCUGAUCACUGGGUGUACUGGGCGGGCCCGGUGGCAGGUGGCGUGGCGGCGGCUCUGCUGUACGUACACGGCUUCUCUGCUCCGCCGACAGACGCUCCCUCCCCGCGCUACCGACCCGUUGCCGCCGAUGAGAAGGAGCACUCUGGACGCCCCGCGCCGUCGGCGUGGACUGUUGAACAAACCCUGAAACGUCUCGACGGCAAGAACGACGACAUGGCCUGAAAGCGAUUGCCGCGGCGUUGCCCGCGCGCCCCCUCGCCCCUCUCCGUCCCCCGCGACACCCGCCCGAUGCACAUCCAGCGAUACGUAUGAACAGUACCUUCAAAACGAGUGAUUAUUAAUCAAAAAUGUAAUCAUGAACAGUUUAAGAAUAAAAAUAUAUCAAUGAAUAUACAUUCGAACGUUAGUACUUAUUAUACAAAAAUACGGCUAGUAUCAUGUAUAAUUGCUAAGAUUUUUUGACAUGUUAUCUUACAGUAUAUCUGCAAGUAAAUUUUAAAUUAUACACAAAUGUCAAACCUUUUGUAUAACUAUGUAUAAUUACUUCUAUUAUAAAGCAAUCUCGAUCUAGGUUUAGUGUAAUCGCUAUGAGCGAAUAUUUGUGAUAAAAAUAUUUUUAUAUAAAUAAUUUAUACAAAAAUGUUUUUAUUUGAGUGCUCUUCGAAAUCGAUCAAAGUUAAAACUUUACUGCCACACUUAUUUCAUAAGUUACUUAAUUGAUAACACAUGGCUUGAAUUGCAUCACAAACUUUUGGAAUUUGAAAUCAAAAUAUUUACCUUUGUGCGUGAGAAUCACUGUUAUAAAAAUAUAUUA
Vanessa atalanta (red admiral) is the source of this 1567-nucleotide messenger RNA. RefSeq names its product aquaporin AQPAe.a (gene Prip). Bases 118 to 975 code for a protein of 285 amino acids. Gene Ontology annotation, molecular function: water channel activity. The record is from RefSeq and is a predicted model, not a curated record. Gene Ontology annotation, cellular component: plasma membrane. The transcript is spliced from 8 exons. Gene Ontology annotation, biological process: transmembrane transport. Lineage: Eukaryota; Metazoa; Arthropoda; Insecta; Lepidoptera; Nymphalidae.